CCUCGGGGCCCUUCCGGGAUCUUCGCCCCCGUACUCCCCGGGGACACCGGCGGGAGCGUGGGCCCUGAGGUCUCCGCCCCCAGCCCCUAGCCCCUCGGGGCAGAGCCGACCAACCCCUCCCCUCUUCCGGGAGGGGCCAGGGGCGGGGCUUUUCCUAAGGGGCAAGGCCAAGGCAUCCCGAAUUGGCGCAGUCAGGGGAUAGGGCGGCGGGUUAUUAAGGCUGAGGUGGGAGGAUUCCCAGGGUAUUGGGGUCAAGGUGGCAUUAGCCCAGCCCAAGCCGGGUUGGGCUGACUCAGCGUCCUGUCCCAGACAACCGGUCCUUGACAACUCUGCUCUUCCCUGGGCAGAGAUGGGAGAUGGCGCCCGUGCUGCCCCUGGUGCUGCCCCUCCGGCCCCGCAUCCGUCUGGCGCAGGGGCUCUGGCUCCUCUCCUGGAUACUGGUGCUGGCUGGUGGCCUCAUCCUCCUGUGUAGCGGGCACCUCCUGGUACAGCUGUUGCACCUUCGCACCUUCUUGGCUCCCUCCUGCCCGUUCACUGCCCUGCCUCAAGUUGCCCUGGCAGCUGGUGCAGUGGCUCUGGGCACAGGACUGGUGGGUGCAGGAGCCAGCAGGGCCAGUCUGGAUGCAGCUCAAUACCCUCCCUGGCGAAGGGUCCUGGGCCCCAUGCUGGCAGCUGGUACUGCUGGCGGUGGUGGGCUCCUGGUCCUCGCCCUGGGACUAGCCCUAGCUUUACCUGGAAGUCUGGACACGGGGCUAGAGGAGGGCCUGGGGGCUGCCAUGGCUCACUACAAGGACACAGAGGUGCCCGGACACUGUCAUGCCAAACGGCUGUUGGAUGAGCUGCAGCUGAGGCAUCACUGCUGCGGGCGCCAUGGGUACAAGGAUUGGUUUGGGGUCCAAUGGGUCAGCAGCCGUUACCUGGAUCCCAAUGACCAGGACGUGGUUGACUUCUCCCCCAGGCCUCUGUCUCCAGACACCCUAACACCCUGCCCCUCACUUUGCAGCCGGAUCCAGAGCAAUGUGGAAGGCCUAUAUCUGAUUGAUGGAGUCCCUUUUUCCUGCUGCAGCCCCCAUUCACCCAGGCCUUGCCUGCAAAACCAGCUCUCAGACCCCCAUGCCCACCCCCUCUUUGAUCCCCGUCAGCCCAACCUAAACCUCUGGGCUCAAGGAUGCCACGGGGUGCUGCUGGGGCACCUGCAGGGGUUGGCAAGCACAUUGGGCAGCAUGCUGGCUGUCACCUUCCUGCUGCAGACUCUGGUGCUCCUGGGCCUGCGAUACCUGCAGACAGCGCUGGAGGGCCUUGGAGGAGUCAUCGAUGGGGAAGGAGAGGCCCAGGGCUAUCUCUUUCCUGGUGGUCUGAGAGACAUGCUGAAAACAGCGUGGCUGCAGGGAGAGGUUGCCCAAAGACCAGCACCUGGGGAGGCUCCUCCGGAGGAGGCCCCUGCUAAGGAGGAUCUACCUGAGGCCUAGGGGCCUGGAGCUUGAGGUGGGGACUGGCAGGGGGCGGAGGGUGGACAAGACUGGAAGCCUCCCAACUCUUGCCAAGGCCCCAGGUGGGAGAAGUGGGGAGGUCCCUGGGAUUAGAGGGGUUAAGGCUAAGCAUCGAGCUGGACUGGGUAGGAGAAAAAAUGAGGGGUCUUAGGGCCUAGCCCCUGUGGCCAGAACCACCUGGAAACAGAAAAAUGACAUCUGUGAUGGUGGUGGGAAAGUGACAUGGGAAGGACUGUGGACUGCUUCUGGUGCAGACUCAAUAAAGCUUUUGGACUGAA
Molecule: messenger RNA, 1768 nt
Organism: Molossus molossus (Pallas's mastiff bat)
Lineage: Eukaryota; Metazoa; Chordata; Mammalia; Chiroptera; Molossidae
Gene: ROM1
Product: retinal outer segment membrane protein 1
Exons: 3
Coding region: 357-1469 (370 amino acids)
Biological process (GO): visual perception
Cellular component (GO): membrane
Source: RefSeq, a predicted model, not a curated record